Messenger RNA from Ascoidea rubescens DSM 1968, 780 nucleotides. RefSeq lists its product as uncharacterized. The transcript has a single exon. The record is from RefSeq and is a predicted model, not a curated record. NCBI's taxonomy places the organism in Eukaryota, Fungi, Ascomycota, Saccharomycetes, Ascoideales, Ascoideaceae. Bases 1 to 780 code for a protein of 259 amino acids.
AUGAGAUCGAUUACUUCGCUGUUACCUUUAUUCAAUAGAAAUGUAUUAUUUAUAAGCAGGUCAUUCAACCGGGUUUCAGCUCGCCCAUUUUCAUCGAUAAAUUCAUACUUGAGGAAUUCAUCCUCGUCCUCCUCAUCUCCCAUAAAGAUUGAUCCAGACUCGAUAAUCGAUGAAGAUAAAGGUUCAUUAGAUAAAAAGAAAAUAAAAGGCCAAAACAGUGUCAAAGAUGCUGUUGGUGAGAAAAGUAAUAAUAUUCUGAGCAAAACAAGCGAGAACGACAAAAACUUGAACAAUAAUUUAGAUAAGAAUGAAUCAACUAUAAAUCCGGGCAAAAAAUUAGAUGUUAAAACUGAUAUUGAAAAGGAAUUUUCAAAGAAAAAUUCGCCCAAAAACGUUUCAUUAAAAAUACAUGAUGAAAGAAAUAAUGACCAUGAUAAUGAAAAAAAUAAAGGCAUCAGUAACGAUAAAAACCUGAAACGUUCUAAAAGCAAAACCAAUAAAAAAACAAUAUUGAAAAGAAAGUUGAAUAAACCAAUUUUAUUACAAGAUUUGAUGGACCAUGGUAUUGCAUUCCAUCCUGAUUUUCACAAAUUUUCAUAUUCUUUAUGCUUCAAAGAGAAUUUCGACCGUUGGAACAAAGUCCCGGUUGAUAUCAUCAAAAAAAUUGAUCCACUUUAUAUUCCCAAGAAAGAUGACGAGAUCGAGGUCCAUCAAUACAAAGGAGGAAGAAUCAAAAGCUCUAUCAGCUUCUACUACAACUUGAACAAGGCUCGAUCAUGA